AUGCAGCCCUCGCGAGUCCUGAUGGGUCCGCCCAAAUAUGCGCCGCUCCCCAACCACCCCAUCCAUAUCCACCCGCCUCGGCCGCUGUACAGAUUCAUGGCGACCGCUCUCGGAGCAUCCAUGUGGUUUUUCUUGAUGUACCGCGCGAAGAAGGAUGGUCCGGCUCUGUUGGGCUGGAAGCAUCCUUGGGAUCACUGA
Molecule: messenger RNA, 198 nt
Organism: Cucurbitaria berberidis CBS 394.84
Lineage: Eukaryota; Fungi; Ascomycota; Dothideomycetes; Pleosporales; Cucurbitariaceae
Exons: 2
Coding region: 1-198 (65 amino acids)
Cellular component (GO): mitochondrial inner membrane
Source: RefSeq, a predicted model, not a curated record